GUGAUGUGGUUUGGGGACGGCAAGUUCUCAGUGGUCUGUGUGGAGAAGCUGCUGCCGCUCAGCUCCUUCGCCAGCGCCUUUCACCAGGCCACCUACAACAAGCAGCCCAUGUACCGCAAAGCCAUCUAUGAGGUGCUGCAGGUGGCAAGCAGCAGAGCAGGGAAGAUCUUCCCGGCAUGCCCUGAGAACGAUGAGACGGAUACCUCCAAGGUGGUGGAGAUCCAGAACAAGCAGAUGAUUGAGUGGGCCCUGGGUGGCUUCCAGCCCUCUGGCCCCAAGGGCCUGGAGCCCCCUGAAGAGGAACGAAACCCCUACAAAGAAGUUUACACAGAGAUGUGGGUAGAGCCAGAAGCAGCUGCCUAUGCACCACCCCCACCUGCCAAAAAACCCAGGAAAAGCACAACAGAGAAGCCCAAGGUCAAGGAGAUCAUUGAUGAGCGCACCCGAGAGCGGCUUGUGUAUGAGGUCCGGCAGAAAUGCAGGAACAUUGAAGAUAUCUGCAUCUCCUGUGGGAGCCUCAACGUGACCCUGGAGCACCCUCUAUUUAUAGGAGGAAUGUGCCAAAACUGCAAGAACUGCUUCUUGGAGUGUGCGUACCAGUACGACGAUGAUGGCUACCAGUCCUACUGCACCAUCUGCUGUGGUGGCCGCGAGGUGCUCAUGUGCGGCAACAACAACUGCUGCAGGUGCUUCUGUGUGGAGUGUGUGGACCUGCUGGUGGGCCCAGGGGCAGCCCAGGCAGCCAUCAAGGAGGACCCCUGGAACUGCUACAUGUGCGGCCAUAAGGGUGUCUAUGGGCUGCUGCGGCGGCGGGAGGACUGGCCCUCACGCCUCCAGAUGUUCUUUGCCAACAACCACGACCAGGAGUUUGACCCACCAAAGGUGUACCCGCCUGUGCCAGCUGAGAAGAGGAAGCCCAUACGGGUGCUCUCGCUCUUUGAUGGCAUUGCCACAGGCCUGCUGGUGCUGAAGGACCUGGGCAUCCAGGUGGACCGCUACAUCGCCUCUGAGGUGUGCGAGGACUCCAUCACUGUCGGCAUGGUGAGGCACCAGGGCAAGAUCAUGUACGUCGGGGACGUCCGAAAUGUCACCCAGAAACAUAUACAGGAGUGGGGUCCAUUUGACCUGGUCAUUGGGGGGAGCCCCUGCAACGACCUCUCCAUUGUCAAUCCAGCCAGGAAGGGGCUCUAUGAGGGCACCGGGCGGCUCUUCUUUGAGUUUUACCGCCUGCUCCAUGAAGCCCGGCCUAAGGAGGGUGAUGACCGGCCCUUCUUCUGGCUCUUCGAGAAUGUGGUGGCCAUGGGGGUGAGCGACAAGAGGGAUAUCUCGCGCUUCCUAGAGUCCAACCCUGUCAUGAUUGAUGCCAAAGAAGUGUCUGCAGCACACAGGGCACGGUACUUCUGG
This is a messenger RNA of Nestor notabilis (Kea), 1404 nucleotides long. RefSeq names its product DNA (cytosine-5-)-methyltransferase 3 alpha (gene DNMT3A). NCBI's taxonomy places the organism in Eukaryota, Metazoa, Chordata, Aves, Psittaciformes, Psittacidae. The annotation marks the transcript as partial. The record is from RefSeq and is a predicted model, not a curated record. Gene Ontology annotation, cellular component: nucleus; cytoplasm. Gene Ontology annotation, biological process: negative regulation of DNA-templated transcription. The transcript is spliced from 13 exons. Gene Ontology annotation, molecular function: DNA (cytosine-5-)-methyltransferase activity.